Messenger RNA from Magallana angulata, 5451 nucleotides. RefSeq lists its product as uncharacterized. NCBI's taxonomy places the organism in Eukaryota, Metazoa, Mollusca, Bivalvia, Ostreida, Ostreidae. The transcript is spliced from 19 exons. The record is from RefSeq and is a predicted model, not a curated record. Bases 288 to 4805 code for a protein of 1505 amino acids.
GAAACACAAACCAAGUCCCAGAUGAAGGGAUAGCCAACAGUAUUGGACCUCCUUAGGAUUCAUGUUGUGUGAACGUGUAUAAGCCAUGAUAUCAUCAAGAGCUUGGAGAACUUCCGGGUCAUACUGGAAAUCCCCAAACCCAGUCUUAGAGACACAAAAUGAAAAUAAAGAAAGUGUAGACCACGGCAAGGAGGACAGGUGCAUGUAUUAAGACCCUUUGUACACAUAGUGAUUGUAAGAAGAACCUAGUAAGUGACCUUCAGUCUGUGUAGUGAGUGAGGUCAACCAUGAAGAAGAUACGCUUGUCGGACACCGACUUUGACCUCUUCGAUAUGGAGAUAUCUCCAGGGGAGUUCAUAUUCUUCAGUAAGCACAAAGAAGCCUUCAGAUGUAUGUGGAAAGAACAGGGAGUGACAUUUUGGAAAAAGUUUACCAUAACCUUUCGCAGUUUUACCAAUCGGCACGGCGUGAUCAAGGAAAUCUCCAACAACUCUCCGAAGUUCGAGGAUUUCAUAGACCAAGCAUUCAUUUUUAUUCAUGAAAACUUUGUAGAAGGCAGAGAGGGAAAAGCCAGAAGCUUCAUUGAUGACAUCGCUAAACUGGCCCAGAAUCGAGAAAGAUUCAAAGAUUUAGAUUCCAAAUCAUUUGCCAAAGAUCCAUUCUACUUGAGAGAUACAAGGGAUCUAUUCAGGAGAUUCUUUGGUCCACCAGAUCAAAAAAGUUCCUAUCUAAAGGUUUAUGUGGUCAGCCCCAUUUAUUUACGAUUUGGUGGAUCGGCAAUUCGUUGUUUGAGGCGAUGGUUGGAUGCUCCAACUUUGGACGAGGGAGAUGAGUCUUAUUGGGUUCCGUCGGAAAUCCUUAUUAAUGGAAACGGUAACAAAUGCAGCAAUGUGAUCAUGUGUGAAAAAUGCCUGGACGAUUGCAGCACCAAAUAUUUUCAUGAAAAAUUUAACGGCAAAAGAAACGGUCCAAGUUUUGUAAGCUACUGGAGUCUAGGGGAUCCGCGUUUUAAUGACGAUAAAAAUCCUCUGUAUGCCCCCUUCAUGGACGAGUUGUCGGAUUGGAGAGAUUCACUGACUGGGGAUAAUUUUCGAGACUUUUUGCAUUACGCUAAGUUUGCAUAUGGCUCAGAUUCAGACAAGUGUCAGGAGUGCUUGAUCUUGAGUAGCCGGAAAGGUGACCCUAUGGACAGCAUUUCAGUUGCAGAGUGCAAAGCCGAGGGGCAUAAAAAGAAGAAAAAGCGCAAGAAGAAAAACAAGGCAAAACUGGCAGGUAUUGAUGUGGAUAAUGAGAUAGAUGAUCUGGUGGCGCACAUCGAGGGUGAAAAAGAAAUGGUCCAUAUGCCACAGUCUACGGUGGCCGGAGCAAGAUGGCCGCAAUCAGUAGUGCCCCUUCAACAAGAGGAAGAGAGUGUUAAUAACAGCCCAAGCCCGAAAAAGAAAAAAAAUUCAGCCGAUACGAUCAAGUCCCUUGAAGACUAUAGGGCUGGUAUGAUGCAGGCCAGAGAGGAUUUACCAAAAAAUAGCCGGUUUGGUGGAUAUAGAGCUCGUUUAAUUGAAAACGAGGCUACAGGAGAACGAGAGCUGACAAUAACUGUUCAAGCCUUAAAGGGUGAGGAGGGCCGAUCUCCAAGACCAAGGGUAGUCAUUUCUCAGAACUGCUUCCCCCUGAGCGCUCAGAUGAUCCGGAAACAUCUGGAUAACCUUCCGGACCGUAUGGAGUGGUACGAGGGGGACUGCUGGUGUGCCAGUGUGCUUAACUACUCCGCGGAGGAGAAGGAAAAUCCCAGUAAUUUCACCAUCAAAGUUACGGGCCCUGACGAAGACAUCGCGAAGAGAACCAUGUUUAAAUUGUUGUUUUAUGUGGGGAGGCGUAAGACCCGCCCGUGCCCGGGCUGGGUGAUGGAGGAGGAUGAUGUGGUCGCCUGUAUCCUCCCAGACGACUGUCCCCCCCAGGACGGGCUGACCAUUGUCAUCAUCAAGGGCUUCAACUUCCAGGACAGACUCACAGACCAAGAGAAACAAUCCAUGAUUAAGGGAGAAGAUGUCGCUAAACAGCCAGAGAGAGUGUUGAUGACCAUCAAAGGCGAAAACAUCAAACGACUGAUGAAUGAUGAAAAUGGAAGGGAAGUCUUCAGAAUGUUACUGGACUUAUCUAAUUAUGGCAAUGAGUUAGCCAAAUCAAAUCCGGAGGGAAAUCCGAGCUCAUUCCAGCCAACAUCAUACAUAAUUGAUCAAAACGUGGUUCGAGCAAGUUCAGAGCCCCCUGUCUGGAGUCAAAUUGAAAAAGAACCAGAAACGUUUGAGCUCUUUUUCAAAAUACCCAAGGAAAAUGAGGAAGGUCUUCAGUCUAUAGGUUUUGAAACUGUUAACCACGGAUUCUUUGACAAAGAACCCAUGAACAACAUAAUGCCACGGGAAAGAGUGUUCUGUCUGAGGUGUAAAAAAAACAGGAGACUUUGUCAGUGUGGAACCUUCAAGAGGUUCAUCGAGCUCGACCGAUGCGGAAUGAAAGCAUUUCAGAUGUCACAAGGAGAAGGCAUGGAUCUGCGAGUCGGGGCCAGCGACAGGAAACCAGUUUUUGAAGAGGUUUUGCUCAAGGAGUUUGAGAAUCACGCGAAAUUAAAAGAAAAACACAAGCAGAGGCUGAAGGAAAUCACGGCCAAAAUGCAAAGCGUGGAAGAAGUGAACGAGGCAAGGGAGGAAUUGUACGAUAUAAUCAACUACGUUAUGAAUGAAGAAGAUUUACAGGAAAUAGUGUUUCAGAAUGAUGAGGAAGUGACAAGGGAUUCAGAAAGAGCUGCUGGGUUUGGAAAGGGUUGUAAAGUGAAUGGUGUUAAUGAUAUCGCUGCAAAGAAAGGGAAAGUUGAAAAAGAAAGAAAUGUUAAAGUGAAUGACAAGAAUGAAGAUAAAUUGAAAGGAGAUAGACAAAAAGAUACGACAGCACAGAGGAAGAAAGGAAAGGAAUCAGAAAAUCAAAAGAAUGAAUUAAGUCAGGUUAUAAGGAAACCAUUAGAGAAAUCUGGAAAUGGCAGAAAAGUGAAAGAGAAAGAAUACAGUGAUGCAAAAGGGAAAAUCUGUGGGAAGUCACAGGUGAAAGUUGAGGGCAAAAAUUCAAAAGUUAGAUUGACUGAAAAGGGUGCUGUGGACAAUGCUAAGGCAAAAAGAAAUGAAGGAAAGGAGGAUUCAGAUAAGAGUGGAAUAUUGGGAAUGGAAGGAGUAGGCUUCGAUACCAUAUACAAUGAUGAUGAUGAUGAUGAUGACGAAUGGGAGACUGAGGAAAGCACUGAAACCGAGUCAGCUGAUGAGGAACUCGGCCAUUGUUUUGUUGCAAAAAAAGCUACAUCAAAGACUGAUAAGAAUCAUGACUACAGCAUUAAGAACCAAAGCGCUGGACAUGAGGGACUGGGUAGGGAUUCUUCUGAAGCAGAAGUGGGAAGUCCUGCUAAAUUAAUGGAACAAUCAGAUGUACCAGGGCUUGAGGUCAAGGUCAGUGUUGAAAAUGAGGCUACUAGGACAGAGGAGGUCAAGGUUGAAAAAGAGGCUACUAGGACAGAGGAAUUCAAGGUCAAGGUUGAAAUUGAGGCUACUAAAAUAGAGGAGGUCAAGGGCAAGGUUGAAAGUGAUGUUGCAAAGACAGAUGAAGACAAAGAUCAAUUGAAUAAGAACAAAGGUCAGGGUGAAGGUCAUGUAGUAGAACAGUCAAGUCUGCUGAUGAAUGAUAAACCCACCAUGUUGGAAAAAAGAAAUGAAAACAGGGAGUGCCAAGAGAAGUUGACUGCAGGUCUUGCACAGGUUUCCAUAGACCAGGAUUACAAAGAAUCACCCUUAUCAGGCCAAGAGAGUUCAGAAGAGAUACCAAAAGAAAAUGGACUUGUUAUAGGGGAUCAUGGUAAACCAUCUUCCACAGAGAAUGGAGAAUUAGAACAAGGCCAGGAAAAGCUGGAGAAAAAUGUACAAAAUUUGAGAUGUAAGGAGGAGGAAGAAGAAGAGAAAUCAAAAAUCUCAACUGAUAUCCAGCAACCUAAAGAGGAGGAGAAAUCAGCAACUUCAAAUGACACCAAGCAACCCAAAGAGGAACAAGAGAAAUCGGCAACUUCAUCUGACAUCAAGGAUCCUAAAGUAGAAGAAGAAUUGACAAUCUCAACUGACAUCAAGCAACCUAAAGAGAAGGAGGAAGAGAAAUCAGAUACUUCAAAUGACAUUCAGCAACCCAUAGAGGGGGAGAAAUCAGAUACUUCAGAUGACAUCCAGCAACCCAAUGGGGAGGAGAAAUCAAUUGACAUCAAGGAUCCCAGAGUAGAAGAAGAAUCAGCAACAACAAAUGACAUCAAGCAACCCAAAGAGGAGGAAGAAGAAGAGAAAUCAGAUACUUCAAAUGACAGUAAGCAAAACAAAAGAGAAGAAGAGAAAUCAGCAACUUCAUCUGACAUCAAGGAACCUGAGGCAAUAAAAGGAGACAAAUCAAACUUUAACACUGGUACAGAACCAGAAAACAGUGCAAUUAAUGGUGGACCAGACCUUGAAAAUAAAAAUAAGGAAGACUCCAACAGCAAAGGAGAAAUCCCUCACCCUCUGGAACCCAACCCUGAACAAUGCGAGAAAUCCAACAGGAGCUUAAAAAGGUGUUCAUGUUGUGGAUCUGAGGAGCCAGCCCCAAAAGCCUACAAAAAGUGCCUCAAGUGUAAGCUGGAAGGAAUCUCUAGUGCAAGGUAUUACUGUGGGAAAGUGUGUCAGACUUCUGAUUGGAGAGUUCGUCACAAAGAAGAGCACAAGAAAAACUUGUUGGAUCGAGUUCUCCAGUAAAUUGUGCAGUAGAUUUUCUAACACAAUAUACUUAAGACUUACCGUACAUGCAUCAAAAUUUAAGGACAUUUUUUUUUUGCGAUUCCAAUUUCUUUUUUCAAAAGGAGAUCUGGGAUGAUUUUGGUUUUUACUCCAGAAGUUUUAAUUUUAACUAUAAAUAAGAAGAAUUUGAAGUGUUAAACAUGUCAUUUGAUUAUAAUUAUGUAUGUUUUAAAUGAUAAAAUGUUAACCUUAAUAAUACAUUUUGGACAUAGGAGAUUGCAGUAGCAGUGUUUCUACAUGUGUAUUGAAUUCAUUUGUAGUAACUGUUCUAUAUUCUAUUUUCUGUGAUUUUAUCAAUUAUUUGAGUAUGAUUUUUUUUUUAUUUACAAGAAAAAUAUUCCAGUAUUAACAACUUUUUGUAUUCAAGAGCUGAUAUAGCAAAUGUAAAAUACGUAAGAUUCACUUGCUCAAAGUGGCUUAAUAUAUGUAACAUAAAUAAUGAAAAAAGUUUUACUAAUUUGUCAUUUUUGUUGAAGUAAAAAAAUAUACUGAGAUGGUCCUCUACUUGUAUAUGCCUUUCAGUACUGUACUCACUGUCCUUUCAUUACUGUUGACAUUCCACUCAAUCAGUUUUGAAUUUGGAAUAAAUCAUUCUUUGAUAUCA